Alternaria rosae is the source of this 1116-nucleotide messenger RNA. RefSeq lists its product as uncharacterized. Lineage: Eukaryota; Fungi; Ascomycota; Dothideomycetes; Pleosporales; Pleosporaceae. The record is from RefSeq and is a predicted model, not a curated record. The coding region runs from base 1 to 1116 and encodes 371 amino acids. The transcript is spliced from 2 exons.
AUGUAUCACUCUCUUAUUCAGCAAGCUGUGCGUACCGACCUUCGUUACUGGUUGACUUACGCGGUUCUUCGCGAAGAGCACACGAUGAUCUCUUAUCCUUACUACACCAAGUACACGGAGGCGGGAGACGCUACGUUCUUCCGCCAUGUCGAUCUCAACCUUGCCGUUGCCAAUGAGACUGGGCUAGGGUCCAAAAUGAUUCAAGGUUCAGUUUCCUUUGACGCAGAAGACGAUAAGAACUGCACUAAGGCCAAGACUAUAUGUCAACAAGGAGACAUACGCAUCACGCACCCAAUAACACCGCAUGGAUCUACAGGACCUGCUACCACGACCCGUCGAACAAUUCUCCCAUGGUUUGUUAUAGUACGACAGGGCGUCAUAGAGAACCCAGCUAUGGGAACGUAUAAUGAGAUUGCCAAGGCUCAUCGCAACCUCACUGCCCCUCCGACUUCGCCGUCAGGUCAUCGCAACAAAUAUGGUGGUGUCAAGUGGUCAUUCCCAGCAGACGUACACAUCGAUUUCAACUCUUGGAUUCAGAAGGCUCUCCUCGCGCAAGUCUCAUGGGACGACCCCCUUGUUCGCAUGGAACUCCAUGAGUUGCUCAACAAGGACAAGGAAGAAAUUAUGGAGUUUAUCGAAGAACAACGUGAACAUGUCAUUGACCAGAUUAAGGAAUUGUGGCCAGUAGUUGUUCGACUUGAAAAGGCUGCCUUUGCGGCGAACGAAGACAAGGGCAAUCCAGACUGUUCCUUCUUUACUAACGAGGGUCGCCAUCCCGAGCGAGAAGGCGACUGGUUCAGAUGGGACCAUGACUAUUCUUCUGGCGACGCUGUUGAUCGUCUCAUUGACGAAAUCGACAUGGAACCCGAUGUUCGAUAUUACUUCCGGGAGAACCAGGGCAUGCCUAUGAUGCCUAAUCCUUCUUCUCUGUUUAAGACUCCGCGCUCUCGAUUAGGUACUCUGUCAUCCCAGGACGGCUCCGUACGUUCUACCGAAUCUUCACCUCCUCCUGUCCCACCCAUUCCUCCCAAAUUCGCAGUACAAGCUCCGCCUCCUUCUGCCCCUGUUGCUGGUCCGUCUACAACUCUACGCCGUAGUGACCGUACUAAGAAGUAA